Schizophyllum commune H4-8 is the source of this 1013-nucleotide messenger RNA. RefSeq lists its product as uncharacterized. Gene Ontology annotation, biological process: regulation of DNA-templated transcription. The coding region runs from base 1 to 564 and encodes 187 amino acids. Lineage: Eukaryota; Fungi; Basidiomycota; Agaricomycetes; Agaricales; Schizophyllaceae. The transcript is spliced from 4 exons. Gene Ontology annotation, molecular function: sequence-specific DNA binding; DNA-binding transcription factor activity. The record is from RefSeq and is a predicted model, not a curated record.
AUGCCUCCGCCAUGUAGAUGUCCAACCGCCGCACUCCUGGGUUUGGCUCUGGUGAUCCUCGCGCCCGUGGUCCACACCCUACGGCCAUCGGAGGACGCCCACAGCCUGGAGGUAGGCGGUGGACCCACAUCUCGGAGACCGCCGAACAAUCACGAGGCCAACGAUAUUUACCUAAGAAGGCAACUCCAGAUCCCGCCCCAUCUCGAUGUGGACCUAUGGGCGCUCCCGGAUUGCCCGCCCCAUAUUAGGCCAAACCAUACGCUGGAGGUGCUCGCCAAACUGGCUAUCCACGGCAUUCAUGGGAGAGCCGUUCAGGCUGGGCGCUACUUCAUGGGCUGCACAUAUAUGGAGGUAUGCGACGAGAUUGCCAGGCGCUUCCCGUACUUCAAUUCCUCCCAGGCGGGAGCAUGGAGGAACUCCGUCCGGAGCGUGUUGACGAAGAAGCGGGUGUUCGACCAUGACGAGGACGAGAAGCCGGGCGGGUGGUGGCUCGACUUCUCUCAUGGCGAAGGUGACAAGCUCCCUCGCAAGCGUGGAUCCGGGAGCUCCAGCGACUUUGAGUAGGUGUGAAAGCGCCUGCAAUCGAUCUAUCAUGGCGCCCAGCACGCCCACAGAGGCGCCCUCAUUACGCACACAGCAUAGCAAUAUACGCAUCGCAUCGUUCGUCUGUACUUGUACAUGCACUCGUUUCCUCCAGCAUAGCCUGUACUACGAAUCUCCUCGUCAUCCUGUAUUCCCAUAUCCACUAGCAUCCCAUUGUUGUACUUCCUUACAUCCUGUACCAAAUCAUAGCAAUCCCAUCAUGUCACUCUUCCUAUCGUAAACGCAUCGCAAGCCUUCGUAUACAAUAUACAUAUCUCAAACCAUCUGGUAUAUGGAUCCAGGCGCCCACACUGCAGCUUCCCUAAACCAUAUCAUGAUACGCCCCGGCGUCCUUUCCUUCAAGUAGCCGUGCGCUCGAUCGUCGUAAUAUUCAUCUUGUCCGUGCUGCUGACGGGGCUGCCGGGAGGCUG